This is a messenger RNA of Lactuca sativa (garden lettuce), 2183 nucleotides long. RefSeq names its product protein FAR1-RELATED SEQUENCE 5. The record is from RefSeq and is a predicted model, not a curated record. Lineage: Eukaryota; Viridiplantae; Streptophyta; Magnoliopsida; Asterales; Asteraceae.
CAGAUUAAUACUAAUCAAACCAACUUUUAGGUAAAAUCUCUAAUCUAAGUUUUACAUCACCAUUUUGCAGCUAACAUGUAACUCCUACCAUAUCGAUUUUUUGAAGUAACCUCAAAAAAGCCAUUGUCCAUUGUUAAAAUGUUGUUCCACCAAGGUCGAAUGCCAGAUUCCUCAUGAUUUUGUUUCCUGUCUUUGGGCAUCGUCAAGGCUACAAUCACCGAGGGAGAGAGACGGUGGUUGUGGUCGACGUGAUCAUAGGUGCGAUGAGCAGCAGAGGUCCAUUGAGUCAGAUGUUGAAUCCGACAAUGAGAGUGAAGGAGUGGAGAUUUCCAGCGAUGAGAGUGAUAGUUGGGAGAAAAAAGACAAUUGAUUUUUGGAGGCGAUGGCAAACUUGAUUGGAUAAUGAAAGGAUUAGGGUUUUUUAGUUAUAUAUAAAGAUUGGUUUGGGUUUUAAAAUUGGGCUAACAUGGGCUAACAUAUUCUUUUUUAACAAAAUGGGUUGGAGUAAAGUAGCAGUAAACACGUUUUCUAUACUAAAACUUUAUAAAAUAUAUAUAUAUAUUUAAAUUAUUUUUUAUAAUCUUUUUUUUGUAGUGUUUAAUAUAUAAUGUCGAACCCCAAUGGAAAUAAUUUAGAUGCAGGCAUGAACACUACGUCGACAUCGCCGUUUUCUACCAAUAGGGUAUAAUAUUUAUCAUAAUAACAUUUUUUUUAUCAUUGCGUUACAAUUUGUUAACAAUUUUUUUUAAAUAGGUGUUUACGUCUCGUGAUGAGUUGAUGGAAUGGGUGAGAAACAUUGCAUUCUCUCUUGGUUAUGUCAUCGCGAUGAGAAAAUCAAAGGCAAAAAAUGGCGUGGUGUCUUAUAUCAUACUUAUUUGUGAUCGUGGUCAUGAAUACAAAAGUAAAGCAACAAUUAAAAAUUCUGGAACCAAAAAAAAUCAAUUGUAACUUUCAAUUGGUAGGUUUGUACAUCAAACAAUAUGACGGUUGGACCCUCAGGGUGAUAUGUGAUCAACAUAAUCAUCCACCUGCACAAUAUAUGGAGGGACAUGCUUUUGCUAGGCGGUUGAAAGAACGCGAGAAACAAUUGGUGGCUGACUUGACAAAUAUGAAUGUUACACCACAUGACAAACUCUCAAUAAUAAAGGAACGCGACGUGAAUAAUGUUUCUACACUAAAAAUCAUAUACAAUGAGCGUCUCAAGCUUCACUCGUCCCGGAAUUAUGGAAAAACCCCAAUGCAGGUUCUAAUGGAAAUUUUGAACGAGAAACAUUUUGUUACGGAUUUCUCGGUAAAUAGUAUUUCAAAUGAAUUGGAAAAUCUUUUCUUCAUUCAUCCACAAUCGUUGAAUAUAUGGAAGGCAUUUCCACACAUUUUGAUUAUAGAUGCAACAUACAAGACCAACAAAUAUGGUUUGCCUUUUGUUCGGAUUGUUGGCACAACUUCAACCAACAAGACAUUUAGCAUAGCUUUUGCAUUUAUCGUUAAUGAAAAGGAGAGCUAUAAUUGGUUGUUAACGUGUCUAAAGUCCACACUAGAUAAGUGCAUGCACCCACGCGUUAUAGCCAUAGAUAGGGAAUUGGCACUGAUGAACGCAUGUCAACAAGUUUUCGCCGGUGCCACUCGGUUACUUUGUAGAUGGCACAUUACUAAAAAUAUUACAAAGCUUUGGAGGAGAAGAUUCAAGAUAGACGAUGAGUGGAAAGCCUUUCGUAUAAUGUGGACUGUACUUGUUGACUCUCCAACAUGGAUAGUGUACAAUGAUAACUACAAAACACUCCAAUCGAUGUUGAGAAAAUAUCAAGAUGUUUUAAAUUAUUUGGAUGAAGUUUGGUUAAACAAAUAUAAGGAAAUGUUUGUCUCAGUCUGGAUCGAUCAACAUCUCAACUUUGGACAACGAACUACAAAUAGAGUUGAGAGCGCACAUUCAAAUUUAAAGAAGUACUUAGAUGGGACAAAUUCUUAUCUUGAUAAAUUUAUCGGUUGUCUUGAUCAAUUUGUGAGGUCUCGACUUCCAUCGAUACAUGAUAGUCUUGAAAAGAGUAGAACUGUUCGUAAACGGGAACAAGACUUGCCAUUUUUUAGAUUAUUGUGGGUUCAGUGUCACAUUAAGCUUUCGAUAAACUAGUUGGGGAACUUUAUCGGUUGAGUGAAAAUCAAAUUGACUCAUCAAACUGUGGUUG